Molecule: messenger RNA, 5786 nt
Organism: Nycticebus coucang (slow loris)
Lineage: Eukaryota; Metazoa; Chordata; Mammalia; Primates; Lorisidae
Product: cytochrome P450 26B1
Exons: 7
Coding region: 1030-2568 (512 amino acids)
Biological process (GO): sterol metabolic process
Molecular function (GO): iron ion binding; monooxygenase activity; oxidoreductase activity, acting on paired donors, with incorporation or reduction of molecular oxygen
Source: RefSeq, a predicted model, not a curated record
CGCGCGUGUAUCUCAUCUCGUCCGUCUGUAGGUGCUGGGCUCAGCGAGACGCCGGCGAGAAAGAAGAGGAGGCGAGAGGUGAACUGAGUUUGAUCCUGCGGCGGCUACAACAACUCCAGAGCCGAGAGACCGCGUCCUGGGACGGACUGCCUUUCUUAAUUGAUACAAUAGCCCAGCUCGGGUUUUCCACCUCCUCCUCCAACCCCACCCCGCCUCACCCCUCCCGCCCGCCGCCGCCGCCGCCGCCGCCGCCGCCCCAUCGCCCGCCCGGGGCUCUGUCGCCGGCUGCGUCCUGUCCCGGCCGGGCCCGCCGGCUCCGCACCCGCGCUCCGGCCGCCGCGCCCGCCUCGCCGCCUCGUCCGCCGCGCCCUCCUCGUCCGCCUCGGGGGUGCCGCGGCGGCUCUGAGGCUCGGGCGCGCCGCCCGGAGCAGCCCAGAACGCUGGCUAGGGCCUCUCCAUUCGCCUCGCCCCAAAGUUUCUGGGUUUGUUGGAAUUUUUUCAUUUAGGAUAUUUCCCCCACCUAGCAUUUUUUUGGGAAUACUUUUGACAAAUCGAUCGCACUUUUUCUCCGCUAGCUCUUUGCACCCCCUUCUUUUUUUUUCCAAGCAGGGGAAGGAGUUUACGAGAGCGAGGCUCCUUCUAGACAAAGUUUUCCAAAGUUUUCCCAGUGUGAUGGUUGCGAGAAGAGCAAAUCCACCAGCUUGAUUCACGGCUGCGUCUCAACCAACCCUUGAGCAGCCCCUAAGCCCCGCUAUAAAGGAACAAACAAACAAACAAACAAAGUUACACCCCAGUUGCCUCGUGUCUCCUUUCUCUCUUCUUUUAGGCAAAUUUUUUUCUCCGUCUCUCCGCUCCCCUUGCAGGCUCCACUACCCUUCCCUCGGCCCCUUCCUCCUUCUCUGUUUCGGCUGGGAGGUGCGAGGACCCCCGGCCGCAGCCUCCCCUCCCCCGCUGCUCGGGUCCCCUCCUGUCUGGCCCUCCCCUCCCCCGCUGAGGCCAGCACAGCCAAUCCCCCGAGCGGCCGCCAACAUGCUCUUUGAGGGCUUGGAGCUGGUGUCCGCGCUGGCCACCCUCGCCGCUUGUCUGGUGUCCGUGACGCUGCUACUGGCCGUGUCGCAGCAGCUGUGGCAGCUGCGCUGGGCUGCCACCCGUGACAAGAGCUGCAAGCUACCCAUCCCAAAGGGUUCCAUGGGCUUCCCGCUCAUCGGAGAGACCGGCCACUGGCUGCUGCAGGGUUCUGGCUUCCAGUCGUCCCGGAGGGAGAAAUAUGGCAACGUGUUCAAGACGCAUUUGCUGGGGCGACCGCUGAUACGUGUUACGGGUGCGGAGAACGUGCGCAAGAUUCUCAUGGGCGAGCACCACCUCGUGAGCACCGAGUGGCCUCGAAGUACGCGCAUGCUUCUAGGGCCCAACACAGUGGCAAACUCCAUCGGUGACAUCCACCGCAACAAGCGCAAGGUCUUUUCCAAGAUAUUCAGCCAUGAGGCCCUGGAGAGCUACCUGCCCAAGAUCCAGCUGGUGAUCCAGGACACCCUGCGUGCCUGGAGUAGCCACCCUGAGGCCAUCAACGUGUACCAGGAAGCUCAGAAGCUCACCUUCCGCAUGGCCAUCCGGGUGCUGCUGGGCUUCAGCAUUCCUGAGGAGGACCUUGGGCACCUUUUUGAGGUCUACCAGCAAUUUGUGGAGAAUGUCUUUUCCCUGCCUGUCGACUUGCCCUUCAGUGGCUACCGGCGGGGCAUUCAGGCACGGCAGACCCUACAGAAGGGGCUGGAAAAGGCCAUCCGGGAGAAGCUGCAGUGUACCCAGGGCAAAGACUACUCAGAUGCGCUGGACAUCCUCAUUGAGAGCAGCAAGGAGCAUGGGAAGGAGAUGACCAUGCAGGAACUGAAGGAUGGGACCCUGGAGCUGAUCUUUGCGGCGUAUGCCACCACGGCCAGUGCCAGCACCUCGCUGAUCAUGCAGCUGCUGAAGCACCCCGCCGUGCUGGAGAAGCUGCGGGAAGAGCUGAGGGCCCAGGGCAUCCUGCACAGUGGCGGCUGCCCCUGCGAGGGCACCCUGCGCCUUGACACGCUCAGCGGGCUGCGCUACCUGGACUGUGUCAUCAAGGAAGUCAUGCGCCUCUUCACACCCAUUUCCGGCGGCUACCGCACUGUGUUACAGACCUUCGAGCUUGACGGUUUCCAGAUUCCCAAAGGCUGGAGUGUCAUGUACAGCAUCCGGGAUACCCAUGACACAGCACCUGUGUUUAAAGAUGUGAACGUGUUUGAUCCUGACCGCUUCAGUCAGGCACGGAGUGAGGACAAGGAUGGCCGCUUCCAUUACCUUCCAUUCGGCGGUGGCGUCCGGACCUGCCUGGGCAAGCACCUGGCCAAGCUCUUCCUAAAAGUGCUGGCAGUGGAGCUAGCCAGCACGAGCCGUUUCGAGCUGGCCACCCGGACCUUCCCCCGCAUCACCCUGGUCCCUGUCCUGCACCCCGUGGACGGCCUCAGUGUCAAGUUCUUCGGCUUGGACUCCAACCAGAACAAGAUCCUGCCAGAGACUGAGGCCAUGCUGAGUGCCACAGUCUAGUCCCGCUUCAGCCACACCCACCUCAGCCCCAUCAUGGGGUGGGGGUGGUGGGAGGUAGAAACCUGUGUGUGGGAGGGGACCAAACCUGGGGGGGCGAGUGACCCCCAUUCUUGCCCUUCCUGGCUCCCCCUCCCUGGCAAACCUUAUUCAAAGCCAAGAGGGCCUCAUCCUUCCUGGGGAUGGACUCCCCUCCUGGCUCCUGCUUCCCCCCCCAGGUGCCUCCCAGUUCCCACCAGCUCAGCCUCUGGGAAAUGGCGAGACUGGGGCUCUGCAUGCCCAUGACAGUGUUAGAUGUUGCUUGUGCUACAGUGUUUGCUUGUGAUGUUCUGAACUUCUCCCUUCCCUCUGUUCCUUCCCAGCCCUUUUAGAUGGAGGUCAGGCCAUUGUGUUGGGGGUGGCGGGAAGAGAAGUGCCCCUUUGGUGCACUCUUCAGCGCUCUCUCCCCACUGCCCCUCCCCCUUUGGUUGCCAGAGAAUAGCAUCCUGAGUAAUGGAACAGGAGUCAGCCCUGGCAGGGGCAGGGGCACCACCAACGUGGAGACCCCCACCCCCACUUCCCUCUCACCAGUUUGGACAUUUGAAAUUAACUAUUGCUGCUACUUGUUCUGUCCUCUGACCUUGGGUCAGAGGAGCCCCAGGCCUGUCCCCCUGCAUCCUCCCUGCUGGCCCUGGGCAGGCGCACUGACAUCCCACGUCCUAGCCUCUGCUGAGCUAGGCUGCCCUCUGCUACACACACACCCAGCUAGGCCUUGGCUUGUGGGUUCCCCACUCCCGUAUUUAUUACCUGAUAGAGAAUCCUGGCAAUGUGGGUGCCUGGAGCAAACAUUUCCUCUAUCCUCAGCCUCUGUUCUACCUGCCCCAGGUGAGACAUCUGUGAGUGAAGAGGAAGGGGUCUCCUUCAAACCCAGCCCCUUGGCCUAGGGUGGAGAAACUCCCCAGGCUUUAGAAGUUAUUUGAGUUCAACCCCAGAGCCUUGCUCCUGGGCUGAAAUCCAGCCCCUCUGUAUGUUGUCCCCUAUGGGGGAUGGGGCCAUGGCCCAUUGCUUCCUGCCUGUCCCCCAUCAUAACCCCAAUUAUGUGGAUUUGGAGGCUGCCAUGGUUCCCUGAUUGGCCACUGUUCACCCCAGUGCCCCUCACUCCAGCUAGUGAGUAUGCAGGAUACAGGUUCAUUCUGCAGGUGAGAAGCACGGACCUGGAUCUUCCCUUCCUUGCCCCUUACCUUGUGCCCUUAGCCCUUAGAAAGGUGCCCUUGAUGUCCCUUCUGCUCUAUGCCACUGUCUGCUUAGUCCAGCUCAGGGGAGUGGGGACAAGAUGAAGGCAAGGAGGAGGUGAGCACAGAGGCAGUCCUUCCUUCAGUGCCUGGAGGCUGCAUGGCCUUGGGAAGCUGCAGGGUAGGCUGCAGGGAGAGCUGAGGACCAGGGUAUGUGCCAUUUGUCAGAAGGGAUUGGGUUGAGAACUGGAGAGUCUAGAUGACUGGGAAGAAGAAGAGUAGCUCCUGCCACUGGCAUUUUUAGUGUUGGCAAUUUAGAAUGCCUCCCGGGGAUGGUCUGGGGGCCUUUGGUGAGUCUCUAAGCAAUUUUGUCUGUUUUCAAAAUUUUCUUUGCUUUCCCAUUUCUCUAUUGGUUUCUGAUGUUAUUAUAAAAGCAGUGACUCCUUCUCUUUACAAGAAAGUCAAAGCACAGACGAAGAAAGAAGGAUGUGACGAUCCCCCAGUUGCGGCUGCAAGCAGCUUAGCACACCCCCCAGUGUCAGUGGGCAGACCCAUGGUGGACCCAUGGGCCUUGCUGGUAGACUUUACAGGAAUGGGCUCAUACUUCUCAGACCGUUCUGUAACCACCGAUUCUCAAAUGUUUCAUUUCAUAGUACUUUUCACUACUAAAAACCAGUGUAACAGACAUUCUCGGCAAAAAUACAGUAGAACCUCCAUAGUUGACCCCCUCCCUACACCUCCUUUAGUUGACCUAAUUUUCACAGACCAGACAUGCACCCCAUGUACAUAUCAGUACAACAGGCUUAGUUCCUUAUGUUGACCAGUCUGUUAUACUCCCUUGGGUGGUCAACUUACAGAGGUUCUACUGUAGUCUGAAUUUUUAAAAAAAAUUAGUAAAAUCCCUCCAAACCUCCACUGUCCCCCUAAUCCUGAAGAACAGGCCAAAAUGUGUAACGACUCAUCAAAGCUUGCAAAAUAGCUGCAUGGUACACCAGAAUCUGUUACUCACAGAAAAGCCCAGGUUCAUUUUCUUUGAAGGUGAUCAACCGUGCCCUGAACCAGUUGUUUUUGACUGAAUAACCUUGAGUGCCAUAAGUGUGACUUCAUACAGGAAGCAUGCCAGGUCUGGCCCUGGCAUGCUGGAGGGCUGGAGGGGGCUGGAGGGCUCGGAAAGGCCUCAGGGGCCUUCCCUUGGGGUGGCCAGCCUGGGAGGGGAACAGAGGGAAGAGCUGAAUGGAUCCCUGUGAGAGAAGAAAGAAGGAUCAUUUGCCCUGCUGGGUCUCAGAGGUGACAAGAGAGAGCUACAGAAAGGUCUGGCUGGCUGACAGCAUCCCACCAUCAGAAUUCACCCAUCUCUCCUCUGUAGAUCUGUAUUGAGAUAUCUGUGUCCAUGUGUUUGCUUGUGUGUUUUAUAGAGCUAGUGUUAGAUGAGUGAUGUUUUCUCACUUACCAUUCCUAACUAUUGUAACUUGACAUUAAAAAGACAAAACCCCACAAAACUCUUCCCGCCCUGGGCUUGCAGAUUGAAGCACUUUUGAUGUUGGGCGCUGGCAUUUGUGUUCUGGGCACCACCUUGCCCCCCGGCCCAGAUCGCUAUAAUAUUAUUUUAUACACAAGACUUUUUUUUCAUAAAUGUUAUAAUUUUGUGUCUGUCUUUAUAAACUAUUAUAAGUACUAUUUUUGUUAUAAUUCAAAAUAGAUAUUUAGUAUAAAGUUUUUUGCUGUUAAAUAUUUGUUUUAUUUAGUAAAAUAUGAAUUUUUUUCUCUAUUGUAAACAUGUUCAAAAUAUUAAUAUGUUUUUAUCACAGUUGUUUUAAUAUUGAAAAAGCACUUGUGUGUUUUGUUUUGAUAUGAAACUGGUGCCGUAUGAGUGUUUUUUUGCUGUCAUGUGGUUUUAAUCUGUAUAUAAUAUUCCAUGUUGCAUAUUAAAAAAUGAAUGUUGUGCAUUUUGUGAUCUUGGAAAUACUCAAUAUGGCUCUUUUAUAGGCUUCCAUAAUAAACUGUGGGGAC